Molecule: messenger RNA, 729 nt
Organism: Zophobas morio
Lineage: Eukaryota; Metazoa; Arthropoda; Insecta; Coleoptera; Tenebrionidae
Product: odorant receptor Or1-like
Exons: 1
Coding region: 1-729 (242 amino acids)
Biological process (GO): detection of chemical stimulus involved in sensory perception of smell; sensory perception of smell
Cellular component (GO): plasma membrane
Molecular function (GO): odorant binding; olfactory receptor activity
Source: RefSeq, a predicted model, not a curated record
AUGAAUAAAUUUGAUUGGGAAGCAGCAACAAGAAUAAAUACGUUGAUGUUGAAAUUCGUGGGAUUGUGGCCAGAAGGUGAUGGAACAUAUAACUUCAACAUAUACACAAUAUACGCUGUUAUUUCCAUCAACUUGUUUGUCAACGGACACACAUUUUUCCAAGUGGUGAACAUAUUCUUUGUUUACUCGAAUCUUGAGGCCCUAACAGCUACCAUAUUUAUAACAAUAUCCGAAGUUUUAGUAGUCGUUAAAGUCUACAACUAUCUGCAAAACUUAAAGUUAUUGAAAAAACUCAAAAGUGACCUUGACAAGGACAUUUUUCAACCCACAAAUGAAGCCCAAAUAGUGCUGAUUGAACCAAAUCUGAAAAUGUGGAAAAUGACUUAUUUCGUAUUUUGUAUUCCUAGUACUGUAGCAGUGGCUCUAUUUGCGGUUUUUCCCAUCCUAGACCAAACCAUAAAAGAGUACAGGUUACCAUUUUCGGCGUGGUAUCCAUACAAUACCAAAAUUUCGCCGCUAUAUGAAAUCACCUACUUGUACCAAGUUAUAGUGAUAUUGUUCACGGCCAUUGUUAAUUUGAACACUGACACUUUGAUCAGUGCUUUGAUGAUGUACGUGGCAGCUCAGUGUGAUAUUCUUUGCGACGAAUUGAGAAAUCUAACUGGAAGUGAAAAUAUUCACGAAAAAAUUAUUAUAUGUGUCAGACGUCAUCAAGCGGUGCUUGGGUAA